UGAAUCCUAACUAACCAACUUGAUUCAACCUUUUCUUACAUGUUAUUUUAGAUAUACACUUUAUAGACCAUGGUAUAACUUUAUCAAAGAUUUUUGUCUCCUUAUAGAAUAGAAAGUUUCACUUAUAUUCAAAACUCUUUUACAGAAAAGUUUCACGUCAAAUAAAUAAAUAGAUAAAUUAUUGCAAACAUGGCUGAUAUAUUUAAUAUGGAUGAAUAUGAUGAUGUGGGAGACUUGGUUAACGCGUUCACUGCUAAUGUUACGUUGGUAAACCCUGACUUGAAUUACAAGAUCAUCGAUGAUAUACCCGAGGAUUUUGAUCCCAGAGAUGAUGAAUCCAGAAAUACCGUUACAAAAUUACCAUUACCCAUACCCGUCCGGAAGAGAAGAAAGAGUUCCAUAGCAUCAUCUUAUGAAGUUGGUAUUAAAGACUCUUAUGUUUCAUCGAGUCUUAUUGUCAAUAAUAAUAUGCUGGAAUCAUAUAAACCCAAAUUAUCCGAUUUUGAACCCCUUAAAGUUUUAGGAAAAGGUUCUUAUGGUAAAGUAUUGUUAGUUAGAGAAAUAUCUACAGGUAGAUUAUUUGCUCAGAAACAAUUAAAGAAGGCUUCAUUGAUUAUUAAUGAAGAUACUAAUGAAAUACAUCAAACCAAUUAUCAAAGAACACUUAAUGAAAAAUCAAUCUUAGAAAUGGUGAAUCAUCCUAAUAUAGUUAAAUUAUUUUAUGCCUUUCAAGAUAAUAAUAAAGUAUACUUAAUAUUAGAAUAUCUCGAUGGAGGAGAAUUAUUUCAUCAUUUGGCUAUAGAAAGGUAUAUGAGUGAGAAAAAUGCCAGUUAUUAUAUUGCUCAAAUGGUCCUUGCUAUAAGAUAUUUACAUUGCAAUUUAAAAGUUAUCUAUCGUGAUUUAAAACCAGAAAAUUGUAUGUUAAAUUCAUCAGGUAAUUUGGUAUUAACAGAUUUUGGAUUAUCUAAAGUAUCAUCUGAUGAAGGUAAAAGUCAUUCUAUGACAGGUACAGCUCAAUAUAUGGCCCCUGAAGUAAUCAAAGGUGAUCCAUAUGAUUAUUCAGUGGAUUGGUGGUCGUUGGGAUGUGUAGCCUUUGAUUUAUUGACUGGUUCACCUCCAUUCACAGGUAAUAAUAAUAAAAGAAUCAUGGAAAAGAUCUUAACAAGUAAGAAAACUUUAAAAUUUCCAUUUUAUUUAAGUCAAGAUGCAAAAGAUUUUCUUAGGAAGUUAUUACAAGUGAAUCCAGAGAAGAGAUUUAAUAUCGAUGAAGAUUUUAAUAAAUUAAAGAAUCAUAGAUUCUUUAGAUAUAUUGAUUGGAAUGAAUUGGAAUCAAUCGAACAAAGUGAUCUUCUUCCACCUAUAUUACCAAUCAUUACUGAUCCUGUUCUUGCUGAAAAUUUCGAUGUAGAAUUCACUGAAAUGGCUUUCACUCCUCAAACUACUAAUGAUGCUGGAAAAGAUAUACUUCACGUAAAUGGAUUCUCAUUUACAAAUACAAAAUAUUUAGAAGUACCCAAAGAUUACUAAAUACAUAUAUUCCAACUAGUGUUAUAAUUUAAUUAAUUAAUUAUAUUAAUAUAUUUAUUUAUAGAAUUUAAAUAUAUAACCCCAAAUUAUAAUUUUACACACCUAACCUAAACCAAUUUUCUAAAAUACAAUAAACUACAUACUAAUAGUCCAAUCACUGUAAUAAACGACUCACAUAAAAUAAUUAUUUUGAAUCCUAAUCUCUGUUCAGAAUUAUUCAAAUAAUUCAAUUUGAAAAGCUUGACAACGAAAAUAAUUAUAGCAGCUGUAAUUGGUACCACAUUGUCACUUGAAAUAAACAAACCUCCAUAUACAACAAAAGCGAUAAAGUUCCA
Messenger RNA from Scheffersomyces coipomensis, 1862 nucleotides. Its product is annotated as putative protein kinase. The record is from RefSeq and is a predicted model, not a curated record. NCBI's taxonomy places the organism in Eukaryota, Fungi, Ascomycota, Pichiomycetes, Serinales, Debaryomycetaceae. The transcript has a single exon. Gene Ontology annotation, biological process: protein phosphorylation. Gene Ontology annotation, molecular function: ATP binding; protein serine/threonine kinase activity. The coding region runs from base 190 to 1527 and encodes 445 amino acids.